AGGACAACCAGCUGGAUCUGUUCUCAUAGAAGCUACAGCACCGAGGCUGGGAAACAUGUUUCCAAAACACCGUGAUUCACAACUUUGUCUUCUGCUGGGCCUCUUGAGUAUGGUAGGCUCAUUCCAUGCUGUACUCGGCCAGUUUACCCCAGCUCAGUGGUUUGAAGUCCAGCAUAUAAAUAUGACUCACCGCAGAUGCGACGAUGCAAUGAAAGCAAUUAACAAAUAUUCACUAUUUUGCAAAAACAAAAAUACUUUCCUCCAUACAACUUUUGCUGAUGUGGCUAAUAAUGUUUGUCGCACUCAGUAUGUAAAUUGCAGUUCAAGUACUAGUACGUAUUGUCACAGAAGCCCAGGACCAGUGCCUAUGACCUUCUGCAACCUCGUGAAAUCAUCAGGGUCGUAUAAACAGUGUAAAUAUCAACAGAAAGGGGAAACGAAGGAAUACAUUGUUCUAUGUGAAUACAGAGCUCCACAGGACAAUAACACGUAUGCGGUGGUUCCUAUUCACUUGGAUAAGGUCCUCUAAGCUCCGGAGCCAGCAUAUGCCAUGCUCAUGUGCCAAGCCUGUCCCAGCUGUUGUCCUGUCCCACCAUCCUUCUAGAUGCCAGCAUCGGUCCUCCUCACG
This is a messenger RNA of Tupaia belangeri chinensis (Chinese tree shrew), 628 nucleotides long. RefSeq names its product ribonuclease A family member 3 (gene RNASE3). The coding region runs from base 56 to 529 and encodes 157 amino acids. Lineage: Eukaryota; Metazoa; Chordata; Mammalia; Scandentia; Tupaiidae. Gene Ontology annotation, molecular function: nucleic acid binding; RNA nuclease activity. The record is from RefSeq and is a predicted model, not a curated record. Gene Ontology annotation, biological process: chemotaxis; innate immune response in mucosa; defense response to Gram-positive bacterium. The transcript is spliced from 2 exons.